Messenger RNA from Tarenaya hassleriana, 1481 nucleotides. RefSeq lists its product as uncharacterized. Bases 402 to 1313 code for a protein of 303 amino acids. The record is from RefSeq and is a predicted model, not a curated record. The transcript has a single exon. NCBI's taxonomy places the organism in Eukaryota, Viridiplantae, Streptophyta, Magnoliopsida, Brassicales, Cleomaceae.
UCCCCUUUAACCUCCUUGCGUGCGCGUCUUUGGUUUACACGGAGUUCUCUCCUCCUCUCGCAGUCAUUCAACCAUCUCAACCAUUCUCCAAUUCGAAUCCUCCUCCAGAUUCCUUCCCCAGAAUCCAAAAUCCCACCUUUCAAUCUUUCCUCAUUCGUUUCCUCUCAUCCUUUUCCUUGUUCUUCGUCUCUGCAGAAGCCUCUCUGAUCUCCGAUCACGUCGGGUUUUCUCCGGACUCGAUCGGAUUUAGGGAAUCCCGAAGGCGAAAUCCGAAGUGGGUCUCGACGGAUUUCAAUGAAGAGGUGACAAUUCGGUAGAGAAUCUGCAUUACAUUUGGAUUUGUUUAGGAAAGAGGGGGAUUUCGUCGUUUUGGGGGGGAAUUUUCCUGGGGAAGAAGAAUCAUGUCCUUUAGGUCACAAUCGGUGGGGAGCCAAUUCGCGGAGAAGCUAACAGAGGAUCCAGUGACGUAUAAAACGGCUCAGAGCACCGUUACGUGCACAUACCAGACGCAUAUCGCCGGAUUUUGGAGGAACGUAACGAUCCUAUGGUCGAAGAACAUGUUGAACCAUUCGCUUACCGUGAUGGUCACUAGCAUAGAAGGAGAUAUGAAUUACUGUUGUAAGGUUGAUCUCAAGCCAUGGAACUUCUGGAACAAGAAAGGGUACAAGUCAUUCGAGGUGGAAGGCAAUCCCGUCGAGGUUUAUUGGGAUUUCAGGUCAGCCAAAUUUGUGGGGGGUCCCGAACCGAGUUCAGACUUUUACGUGGCCGUGGUUUCAGACGAAGAGGUCGUGCUUCUGCUCGGGGAUUGCAAGAAGAAAGCCUUCAAGAGAACAAAGUCGAGACCCGCAUUGGUCGAGGCUGCCUUGUUCUACAAGAAAGAGAACGCUUUCGGGAAGAAGAGCUUCGCAACUAGGGCUAAGUUCAAUGACAGGAAGAAAGAGCAUGAGAUCAUCGUUGAGAGCUCGACAUCGGGGCCUAAAGAUCCCGAGAUGUGGAUUAGCAUAGAUGGGAUCGUGUUGGUUCAGGUGAGAAACUUGCAAUGGAAAUUCCGAGGGAAUCAAACUGUGUUGGUGGAUAAACAAUCUGUUCAAGUGUUUUGGGAUGUGUAUGAUUGGUUGUUCAGCCCCCCCGGGACAGGCCACGGCCGGUUCAUAUUCAAACCGGGAGCUGUGGAAGAGAGCGAUAAGGAAGGAAGCGGGCAUUUCAAUGGCAAUGACAGUGAUGCGAGCAUCGGAAGCAGGUAUUACUCGACAGCAAGCAGUGUUUGGCCUCCUGAGUUCUGUCUCUUUCUUUAUGCCUGGAAACUGGAGUAGUUGCAGAUGAAAUCUUCCAUUGUUUGGACAGAAAAAUGCUUCAUUUUCUUUCUUUCUAUUCUUUUUCUCUCUCCAUGGGUGUAUAUCUCUUGUAAUGUUCACCAACAUCAUCGUGUUCAAGACCUGAUGAUGUCAAUGUUAAUGCACAGGAUACAUUGUAUUUGCUCA